CCAGCAAGACCAUGAAGUUCCAGAUCCGCUCCUUGAUUCCAUUGCUCGUGAUCCUGAUCCCGCUCCUGAAACCCGCAGAGGGAGAACUGGCGUGCGGCCACUAUUUGACAGAAUUAGUAAUGACUGUGUGCGAAGGAAAAUUAAAUGUUAUGAUUUCAAAACGAGCUUAUCCGGAUCUGAAUCUAUUUGGCUUUGAGAACAACAUGCUGGAAAACUCCGAUUCGGAAGAAGAUUUCAAACCCCACCACCCCCGCCUUAAUUCCAUGAUGGCCAUGCCGCGUAAUCUCAGGGGCAUUGUGGACGAAUGUUGCCAUAGGCCGUGCUCCGUUAAAAAGAUUCAAUCGUACUGUCAAGAUUGAAAGAACACCAACCUGUUUCGAGACCUGUGCCAUCAUAUACCCACGAGAUUUACGAUUGUUCAAAUGAAUAGUAUUACACGCCUCUUUUGCAAAUAAAGUAUAUAAGCGCAA
Messenger RNA from Drosophila rhopaloa, 470 nucleotides. Its product is annotated as probable insulin-like peptide 5. Gene Ontology annotation, cellular component: extracellular region. The transcript is spliced from 2 exons. Gene Ontology annotation, molecular function: hormone activity. Bases 12 to 359 code for a protein of 115 amino acids. Lineage: Eukaryota; Metazoa; Arthropoda; Insecta; Diptera; Drosophilidae. The record is from RefSeq and is a predicted model, not a curated record.